UGGAUAUGUGAUAUUUAUUGACCCAGUUAUUUAAUAUAAACGAAAAUUAUCAUAGUAUCAAUAAGUGCUACAUAUCGAGUAGUUGAAAUUCCCUAUAAAUUCGGUUUAUGUAAACUGGCUAUUGAGCUUCAUUAUAUAUUGAAAUAGUGAAUAUUUCGAUGGAACCUACACCAUCGUGUUCUUUAUUCCCAUUUCGACCUGUAUAUGCUUGUAUUCCGAUUCGGGAUAGUUUGAUUACAUUUUAUGGAAUUGUAUUAGAUAUCCGUCUUCCACGACAGUGCAGUGUAAAUUUGCUGAAUGGUAUUUCUAUUUGUUGUCGUACGCCAGAUGUCUAUAAAAAUUUUACAGAAAACAUAUUGAAUGACUCUUUAUAUUUGAAUUUCAUAUUACCUCGAAAUUUGACUUAUAUGAUACACAAUUUUGUACAUCCACACAGUUUUCAUAAAAGAUCAGUUUGAAAGUAGAAUUAAGACCUUGUCUAUGAAGAUCAAUUACUGCACCGUCAUAUGCUGGCAAAACUGGACCAAUAAUUAUUUUGUGGACGCCAGCAAAACUCUAUCCGUUUGGUCGCGAAUCUUGUAGAUAGAAGAAUAUGGCUGAUUGGUAAUUCUAAACAUGGUGUCAGUUAAAUUGCAUAUAUAAAUUACAUUUACCUGUUCAUAAAGUGGUACGAGUGUGGCUUUCGAUCGUUGAACUUUAUCUGAGUACUCUCUCCAACCUUCGAAUACAUUUUUGUUUUUAAUAUCAAUGAAAUUUGGAAGUGUUUUGUUAAAUGACCCACUUCGAUUUAUGAAGGUUUUUUUGACGGUUUGCUCUCCAUACCUAUUUGGGUAUUCAGCAGUAGAGUUGUACAUAAUAAAACAACAUCGGAAGUAUAUUUGAUCAUCAUUCGGAGGUGAUUCAGAUUCAAAUUAACUUGAAAUAUUUGCCUUUAUGGUAAAAUAAAAUUUUAACAAAUGUGCAGUUUAUAGGCCGUCACGCGUAUAAAUUGAGAUAUUCACAGAGCAUCGUGGAUGUUUUGAUGUUAUAAACUGACAAAGUGCGUGAAGGAAACGGUGGUCUAUAGACGAAGCAGUCUCUCACAACGAUAACAUGUGUUUGGAUUCAGAAGUCAUCAAAAUAACAACAUAUCAUCUGAUAUAUGUUAGUCAAGAUCAAUAUAUUGAAAAAUGGUUGAUUGUUUGACUUUUCUCUAUUUAAAAUCUAAAAGCUAAUGCUGGUCUAAUUGCUCCAUCUGUAUAUGUUAGCACAGAAUAUAGUAAGGAUUGACGAACUUUUUCAUCGUAUGUUAACUUUCCAUUAUUCCAUAAAUCUCUGAGAGAAUCAACCUACAUAUCUCAUGUGUUAUUUAACUAUUUUGUUGACCAUGUUCAAUUAGUUGGAUAUUUAAAUUUCUGUUUUAUACAGUGAAUACUGAUUCCAUUUUGCGUAAUACAUGGAGUGAAUUGAUGAAAUGAAGUUUGAUAAUGCAUCGUAAUGUAUAUUGAACAGUUUUUACUACUCAAAGAAUAUUUGUUAUAUAUAUGUGGAGAUUGUUCAAUUCAUAAUGUUUCAUCAAAGACAGAGUUCAAGUAACAACUGUGGGAGAUUCAAGAUCAUUAGAUUUGACUUGUUGUCUCAGUAUGAACCUCCAGGGCAGUGUUCAAUCGUGACUACUUCGAGAAUCAUGUUGAGUCUUUAAGGUUUAGAUCAUCAGGUUCGCAUCUCACAGUCCAAAAUACUAACAUCAGUCGAUUCACAACAUUGCACUACACCCAUCCACUCUCAGUGGUGAAAUCCACUAGAUAAUGGUGAAAUCCUUUUGACAAAAGUGAUACAAUUUGUCGACCACAACGUUCUGUUAUAUAUAAAUGUUUCUAUUAUUUACAAAUUUGACAUCAGUCAUAGUUCAUAUUUCAUAGUUAAAUUUUAAAAAGCUUCGGAAACAUUAAUUGAAUACUAAAUAUUUGAAUAACUUACUUGCAGAUUACGAUAUCACGUCACUU
Molecule: messenger RNA, 1985 nt
Organism: Schistosoma haematobium
Lineage: Eukaryota; Metazoa; Platyhelminthes; Trematoda; Strigeidida; Schistosomatidae
Exons: 1
Coding region: 159-458 (99 amino acids)
Source: RefSeq, a predicted model, not a curated record